AGUGUGUAGUGUGUUCACGGGAAAGGGGUGCAUUCCCGGUACGAUCGAUGUGGGCACUACUUUCUAUUCGAUUCGGUUCGUUUCACCUUGAACCUCGUUCACAUCACCGGCCUUGGAUGGCCUUGCGAUUGGUUUAUCGGUAAGCUUUAACUACCGUCCGUUCCCUCGCCAUUGCCGAUGGGAUGUUUCCAAAUUUUGGUGCUCUGCAUCUCGCUGAGUGAUCAAUCUCACCCCUCUCAGGAACGAUGGACCGCACGGAAGCAAGCGUCGCCAGCGGGCCCGCUUUUGGGCAGAAACGAUUGAGCGCAAUUAUCCUGAAUACUUAAGCCUCGCUCGUCCCUACCACGUCGGCGCCGGCAUAUGGAAGCCGCGCAGAGUGCAAUUGACGGGCGAGUGUUGUGUCGGUCCCCAGAUCGCCGAUCGAUCGUCUUCGGACGGGCAAUAAACAUAAACUUUUUACUGUCAUAUUUUUUCGCGCCUCUCACACCGCGCAGGAAGGCCGUAGUACUAGCUCUCCCCCAUUUUGUUUCGUUCGCGUAUGGCAUUCUCCCAAACCGACCAUCUAGCUGGACAUUGCGACCACACCGCGUCAGUGUAGUAUUUAAUAGGAACUUUGCCGCAGCUUCAGUUUAGUUUGAUUUCAUCAAUUACGGACACCGCAAGUACGCGCUCGCAGGCGAGUUCGUGCAACUUCGAGCCAACCCGACCCGGACAGUGGCAAUCCAGUGGCAAUGCAGUACCGCACACCGACGUCCAUCUUAAUUUUCUUCUGUUUGGUAUGCCACAUAGCUCUAUGUGCACCGAACGAUGGAAAGUAUAACCCGAGAAAGUACAACAAAAAUGGAAAAUACGUGCACAGAGGUGAAGACUACGUGGAGGAUCUGAGCCGGUACCGGUACGUGCACUAUGACGAUGGCGAUCGCGGAAGGUACUACCACAUACACAUACCGUAUGAUGGUGGUUACGGCAACUACGAAGGUGGCCACGAGCCCUACCGAUUCCCACCGUACGAUCCAGCCGGAGAGUAUGCCGAACAAGUGAAUAAGUAUUCGUACGAUCCUUUCCGAGCGGAUUCGUACGAUAUCAAGAAACCAUCCAUCUAUCUUGAGUACGGUAUACCUUCGGUGUCCGAAACUAACACCGCCUCCAGUGUAGUGGAUGUCCGGAAGUCGUUACUGCCCGGACCAGGAACGGCAUACCUACCCGUACCAGCAUCAGGGGAACUCGACGUUCGUCAAUCACUUCUUCCUGGGCCGGGAACGGCGUACCUUCCUGUGGUGUCUUCCAAAGAACAGAGUCUUGCGAUCGGCUCCUCCGAAAAACGAUCAAAAAUCCUUCCCCAUCCUAAUAGCAUCGACAGUAUAGAUCACCUCACAACGGCUGCGAGCUCCGAUCGUAACUCCGUGCGUGCUACGACAACACAGCCUCCGAUCGAGACGACAACAGUGCCUAAUAUACUAACCGAUCGGUCCGAUCCGAUCGAUGACAGUUCGCUGCACAGCCGUCCCUGCUUUGCCACCAGCGCCCCACUAAAGCUCUCCAAAACGUGACGAGUGAAUGAAAGCUUCGGCGAGCUUUUACGGAUUCACCGCGUUGCUGUGAUGAUCCACUUAGGUUAGUUGAUAAGCGGUUCGUGCUCUGUAUUUUGAAAGUUGUUGCCCCAUAAACAUAUUCCCCCCACAAACACGAUGAUGAAAGAUUGUUACGACCUUGACGACACGAGUCACAUCGAGCGGUGUGAUGUGAUCUUGUUUUGAUAAAGGUAUAAAAUUUACCUCCAUAAAAUAUCACCGACUAGAGGCAGACCGAAGGUAUGUACAACCCCUCCAGAUCCCUCCGAAAAGGCCACCUGAACGUCAUAAAGUACGGUGACAAAUUAACUGCUUCCGGUGGUGCUGAUGAUGCUUCGUUUGCAGAUGCUACCGAAACAUGGCCCGAAGAAACACUCCGAUGCUCUAAUGAGUUGAGCAACACUGGCUGACAAGAUAAACGGUGUCGCAUUUGACUUGAGGGCAGAUUUAUGCAAAUCCAUCCCAAAGUGUCUCCACUGUGCAGCGGCAGUGGCGAACAAAGGCGAACCACACGCUCGCCGUACGUCAUCUGAAGGAUUUGCUCGGGAUGGUUGAUGAGGUGUUGUGUGUUUGGCUUUUCGGAUCCUCGCCCAUUUGCUCACAUGCCGCUGAUCUUGUCGCAAACAAUACGCCUACA
Anopheles coluzzii is the source of this 2208-nucleotide messenger RNA. RefSeq lists its product as uncharacterized. The record is from RefSeq and is a predicted model, not a curated record. The coding region runs from base 732 to 1550 and encodes 272 amino acids. Lineage: Eukaryota; Metazoa; Arthropoda; Insecta; Diptera; Culicidae. The transcript has 4 exons.